AUGGAUAAUGAGGAUGGGCGGCGGCGCCGGGGGCGGGGCGGCGCGAGCGGCGGUCAGGCUAACUUGUGGCCAGUCCGUAGCGUGGGCGGUGUUCACGGUUCCCCCUUUCCAGGCCCGGUUCUGGCGCCGCCGCCAGCCUCUCGGUCCCUGAGCAGGUCCGGCCAGGCCGGGAGCGACACCGAGGCCCUGGCGCAACCACCGCCACCACCGCCGCCGCGGGCGCAGACCUCGCCUGGGCCGGUGAAGGUGGGCACCGCCCCCAACCGCCGCCUGGGCAGCGUCCGCGGAGUGCUUGUGUCUUCGCCGCCGGGGCGCCGGGCCCGCCUGUCGUCUCCCGGCACCGGCCGCUCGUCUUCCGAGGCCCGCGAGGAGCUGCGGCGCCGCCUCUUGGGCCUAAUCGAGGGUAACCGAGUGAUGAUCUUCAGCAAGAGUUACUGUCCGCACUGCACGCGGGUUAAAGAACUGUUUUCUUCUUUGGGCGUUCAGUGUAAUAUCUUGGAACUUGAUCAAGUUGAUGAUGGGGCCAAUGUUCAAGAAAUGCUGUCAGAAAUCACUAAUCAGAGAACUGUGCCCAAUAUUUUUGUGAAUAAAGUGCAUAUGGGUGGAUGCGAUCGAACUUUCCAGGCACAUCAGAGUGGUUUGUUACAGAAGCUCCUUCAGGAAGACUCAACAUACGAUUAUGACCUCAUUGUCAUUGGGGGCGGUUCUGGUGGCCUUGCGUGUGCUCAGGAAGCUGCCAUCUUGGGAAAGAAAGUUAUGGUGCUAGACUUUGUGGUCCCAUCACCUCAGGGCACGUCCUGGGGUCUUGGCGGCACUUGUGUGAAUGUGGGCUGUGUUCCUAAGAAAUUGAUGCAUCAAGCUGCCCUUUUGGGGCAGGCAUUAAAUGACUCCAGGAAAUUUGGCUGGGAGUAUGGUCAACAAGUGAAACACAACUGGGAGACCAUGACAGAAGCAAUUCAGAACCACAUCAGCUCUCUAAACUGGGGCCACAGGUUGUCCUUGAGGGAAAAGUCUGUGGACUAUGUCAAUUCCUAUGGAGAAUUUGUUGAACAUCAUAGAAUAAAGGCAACCAAUAGAAAAGGACAGGAAACUUCCUACACGGCUGCAAAAUUUGUCAUAGCAACAGGCGAAAGGCCACGGUAUUUAGGAAUCCAAGGAGAUAAAGAGUACUGCAUUACUAGUGACGACCUUUUUUCUCUACCUUAUUGCCCUGGCAAAACAUUAGUAGUGGGCGCGUCUUAUGUUGCUCUGGAAUGUGCAGGAGUUCUUACUGGCCUUGGCUUAGAUGUCACGGUUAUGGUGCGCUCAGUCCUUCUUCGGGGCUUUGAUCAAGAAAUGGCAGAGAGAGUGGGCUCCUACAUGGAACAACAUGGUGUUAAGUUCUUAAGAAAAUUCAUACCUGUGAUGGUUCAACAGUUGGAGAAAGGGUCACCUGGAAAGCUGAAAGUAGUGGCUAAAUCCACCGAAGGGCCAGAAACUAUUGAAGGAGUAUAUAAUACAGUUUUGUUAGCAAUUGGUCGUGACUCUUGCACAAGGAAAAUGGGCUUGGAUAAGAUUGGUGUCAAAAUCAACAAGAAGACUGGCAAAAUUCCAGUAAACGAUGUGGAACAGACCAAUGUGCCCUACGUGUACGCUGUUGGGGAUAUUCUGGAGGGUAAACUUGAGCUCACACCUGUUGCCAUACAGGCAGGCAAGCUGCUGGCUCGAAGACUUUUUGGGGGCUGUUUGGAAAAGUGUGAUUACAUUAAUGUUCCGACUACAGUGUUUACUCCUUUGGAAUACGGCUGCUGUGGAUUAUCUGAAGAGAAAGCUAUUGAAGUGUAUAAAAAAGAGAAUCUCGAAGUGUAUCAUACCUUCUUCUGGCCUCUCGAGUGGACAGUGGCUGGCAGGGACAACAACACUUGCUACGCAAAGAUAAUUUGCAAUAAAUUCGACAAUUAUCGGGUGAUAGGAUUCCAUGUUCUUGGACCAAAUGCUGGUGAGGUCACCCAAGGAUUUGCGGCUGCAAUGAAAUGUGGGCUCACAAAACAGCUACUCGAUGACACCAUUGGAAUUCAUCCCACAUGUGGUGAGGUGUUUACGACUUUGGAAAUCACCAAGUCGUCGGGACUGGACAUCACUCAGAAAGGCUGCUGAGGCUAGCCCCGCUGCUGUUCGGUUUUCCUUGUCCCAUCCCCAUUCCUGUCACAGAUAAGAAUGCCCUCCCGUACAGUGAGUCCGUGCUGAUGCACCUGCUCUCUUGCGCGGGACCAGCACAGAGAUGGGAAAGACGAGGAGACCAGACAGCAGCGGGCGUGUGCUCCGCGGCCUCGGCUGGCUGGGAGAGGCAGGUAGGCUGCCUCCUUGACGUCUUAGCUUGGAGCCCGAUGUGAGGUGAGCUAAGGCCGAUGGUCUUCCACGUCAGAAUCGAGUUUCCCUCUGAGGGACCUUGCAAGCGCACAACGGAUCCAAGUUAGCUUUUCCAGGUGGCUGCCGGUUUUAUCCCCUGGCUUUGUGGUUCCCGUGAAAGUAUCUUCUGAGUUACGAAAUGGACUACAACAUAGCGAGCCUUCAGUACGUGGGCCUGGGAUUCCGCGUGAUGGCUGAUGGGGGGUGUCCUGGAAAUGCCUUCGAGGAGCUGGCUGCGGGGCCUGGGUGCGUUAGUAGAAACUCGUGCCCGCUAUGUAGGUUUCAGUCUUACCUACGCUUUACCCACCGUCAGACCCCUGCCUUGUGCUUUGCCCUGUCCUGGUUCUCGGUGGCAACAACCUUGGAGUCCUCACUUAUUAGCAUCUCCUGUCAGAGGCAUGCUCUAAUUUCUUCUCCACCUUGAUCUUAAGAGUAAUAUUAAAAAGUUUUCAAUACUGGAUUAUGUGAAAUAUAGCUAAUUUGAAACUGUUGAAAA
This is a messenger RNA of Acinonyx jubatus (cheetah), 2884 nucleotides long. It is a transcript of the gene TXNRD3, whose product is annotated as thioredoxin reductase 3. Gene Ontology annotation, molecular function: glutathione-disulfide reductase (NADPH) activity; thioredoxin-disulfide reductase (NADPH) activity; flavin adenine dinucleotide binding. The transcript has 17 exons. Bases 1 to 2136 code for a protein of 711 amino acids. Gene Ontology annotation, biological process: glutathione metabolic process; cell redox homeostasis; cellular response to oxidative stress. The record is from RefSeq and is a predicted model, not a curated record. NCBI's taxonomy places the organism in Eukaryota, Metazoa, Chordata, Mammalia, Carnivora, Felidae. Gene Ontology annotation, cellular component: cytosol; mitochondrion.